Molecule: messenger RNA, 2441 nt
Organism: Athalia rosae (coleseed sawfly)
Lineage: Eukaryota; Metazoa; Arthropoda; Insecta; Hymenoptera; Athaliidae
Product: coiled-coil domain-containing protein 43
Exons: 3
Coding region: 141-770 (209 amino acids)
Source: RefSeq, a predicted model, not a curated record
UUGGUUCUUGAUUUUUUCUCUCGAGGGCACUAAAAGUGUUUAAAGGCCACUGCCAAAAAACGGCACGCACCACGCACGCGUCGAGUUGCCUGUUCAUCGCGAUUUGAUCGAGAUUGGAUCAACUGGACGUGAGAUGAAACAUGGCAGCGACAACAGAUCCCUUCGAUUCUUGGCUGAGUGAAAAAUUGCAAGCGUUAAAUACGGACGAGGGAGUUUUCGGUUCGUACAUCAAAGGGAUAUUAGAAGGAGAUGAAACUGAUAGCGAGAAAUCAGAAGCUCUUGAGGGAAUCCUUACCGGCGUAACGGAGAAUAACAUCGAAAAACAUGUUUCGGAAAUUCUGGCAACAUGGGCUGAUCUUUCGUUGAAAAAUGCGUCGACAACUGAAGUCUUAAGCCCAGCAGAAGACGUUGAUGUGAGACUCGUAAGGAUGCUUGAAUCUCAAAGCCUGCCAACGACUACAAUGAGAAGCUACACAGAAGAAGAGAGAAGAAUUAGGGAAGCGAUUCUUGCACAGUACAGUCAAAUGUCUGAUAAUGAAGAAAGCGAAGGUGAAGGUAAAGAAGAAGGUGCUGUCGGUGGGGAUUGCGGAAUAGAAAAGAACAUGAACGCCGCCGUUAUCGCUCACCAGGAACGAGAAAGACGAGAACGAGCUAAACUUGAAAGUCAGAAAAAAAAGGACAAGGACAAGGAGGAUCGGGAGAAGCAAAAGCAGCUCAAAGAGGAGAAAAAGGAAAAACGCAAGCCUCAGAAGGGUGAACGUCGCAGGUAGCACAUAACAUUUGUAGAAAUAACACGCUAUUGUUAUGACAAAAUAUUGCGCAAUACUCUUGCCCAAAAUUACGUAUGGAUGCAACAACAGAUGUCCAUAUCCCUAGCCCUGGAACCCAUAUAUGUAUGUUUGUAAUAAAUAUUUAUUCUUGUGCAUGCAUCCAGUUAGUGACUUCAUUAUGAUAAUUACGUAGGAAGAAAUCGUAAUUAGGUGCUCUCAGUUGCAAAUAUUGUACUUCUAUAGUCCUGUAUACAACAUUACAUGCUUAACAAGGUUAGGCAAUCUUCUGUGAUCGGCGAUAAGCAUAGGAAACUAUAAAAUCAACCCAACGCUUACUUUUUAAUUUUUACAGUCGCCAACAAAAUAUUUAGGCUGGCGAACAUUUUGAAUCUGAAAUUUCACGCUAUGAUAAUGGACUUUUUUGUAGAAACUAGGGCUCUGUAAUGCCUUGGCUUGUUCUUUAAGCUCAAAUAAAUUUUCAAAGUUUUCGUUUAGAACUGUGCCGAAUCAUGAUUCUGCAAUUAUACGUGUCGUAUGUUGAUAUGUAUGUACGUAGCCUAGUCAUAGAGAAAUCUUGAUAUGAAAAUAGAAAAUCCAAUUGAAAUUCUAAAUUAGAAAACUAAUACUUUGUGACAGCGAUAACAAAAAGUCAAAUAUGUUAAAAAUGGUAAUAAUGACGCGAUGAUUUGAAAUUUUCAAAUACCCAUCUGCGCACAUACAAUCCUAUAAUUAACGAGUAGCAAAAUUUUAAUUUUCUCCAAAGAAACAUAGUCAAUUCGAAAAAAAAACUUUUAGGUAAAAAAUUAGAAUUUUCUUGAAAAGUUGGUUAUUCGACACUGAUCGAUUGCCGCUGGAUGUAUUAUACGUAAAUAUAACUAUAAAUGUUACAGGUUUUUUUGAAUAUCUAUACUUUUUUCCUCUGGAGAAAAAUUAUGAACUCUGGAUGAAUCUGUUUAGAAUUUUCGACGAGGCAUCUAAGGCACGUUGUAAUGAUGCUGCAAAAAAAAAAAAUGAAUCGAAAAAAAAACGUCAAUUGGUUAUUUGUGACUUUUCUCCCGCAUUUUACGAGGAAAAGUAAAUUUGCGGGACAAAAAGUAAAUUAGCGGGACGAAAAGUGGUCUUUACAGUCGAGUCGGGAAUGAAGUCUUAUAUGCCACGCAGGAGUAAAGCUAAUCAUUCCCUCGGACUUACUGCCCUCCCGAAAAUUCCCUCGAGUGAAUACUGCCAGAGCGAAGCGAGGGCAGUAAACUCACCCUCAGGAAUUUUGCUCGGGCAGUACAGUCGUCCGCGGUAAUAAACUGCAGCUUUAUUCCCUUGUUGCAUAAUGUACUAUUUAGCUUGGGAAUUCAAAUUCAUGAAUUAUUAACUUCUGGAAAUAACCAAAUUACGAUCGGUUUACGAAUGCCUUGAUUCUAUGAGAAGUUUUUCUGAUCAAUAAAAUGAAAAAGAUACCAAAGUGAAUAUGAUUUUUCAAGUUUAAUUAAAAUAAUUCACCUUGUCCUUGAAUAGCAAAAGUGAUAACCUUCUAUCAUAUUCCGAUUCAGAAAGUGCUUGGUUCCAUCUCGUUAUAGGAAGAGUAAUCAUUCAAUCAAUAAUUCUACAAUCUGCAUUAUAAUGCGGCGAUGUAUCAUAAACAUUGUUGAUCUGUCAAUAAAUAUGAGUCACCUUCGA